AUGGGCUUCACCACUGGUUUUACCGGCGGCGUCACUCUCACCCUCUCCCUCGCCUACCUCUCUGUGCUUGCUCACCAGCGCACCCGCGAGCAACAAGGCUCUGCCCUCCGCGCACAAGCUCUCGCUAUUCAAGGGUUGAUCGACCCUCUUCCACCACUACCUCCGCCCACACGUUCUGAAGUCGCCGCUGCUCAGAGGGCUCAAACCGUUGAGAUUGCCAAGGAUCGAUGGAACACCGAAGUUGAAAACGCCGUGCGAUGGGUGCAGCACACUGACUGGGUUCAAGUGCGCGAAGGCCUCGAAGAUACUGCGUCACGGCUAUGGGCCCGAGCCUUUGGUGUUAGCCCCUCGGAAGCUGUCGGCGAGGCUGGAAGAAAGGUUACAGAGACUGAGCAACAGGCCAAGCCCAUCGUAAAGCAGGGGGCUGCUAUGCUUGGUGAUGCUAGUGGAAAGGUAGCGGCAGCUGCCAAAAGCGCUUUCCAGAAGGCCAAGGCCGAGAGCAAGGAUUUCGCCAGUGUUGUUCUGGAUCACAGCAAGGAUAAGGAGAAUGUCGACAUUGCUCAAGAGGACGGUACUCUCUCAGCACUGACUCCCGUGGAGAGGGCGCUUCAGCAACGAUUCAGCAAACCUGAGGAUAAGGUGAACAAGACAGUGGAAGAGGCGCUGAAUGACAGAUACAAGCCCAUGGACGUGAGGGAUAACACCCAAUUGAGAGGAGUCUAA
Fusarium subglutinans is the source of this 723-nucleotide messenger RNA. RefSeq lists its product as uncharacterized. The transcript is spliced from 2 exons. The record is from RefSeq and is a predicted model, not a curated record. Gene Ontology annotation, cellular component: MICOS complex; mitochondrial crista junction. Bases 1 to 723 code for a protein of 240 amino acids. Gene Ontology annotation, biological process: cristae formation. Lineage: Eukaryota; Fungi; Ascomycota; Sordariomycetes; Hypocreales; Nectriaceae.